AUGGCUGCCUGUUUCAUUUCGUUGUUGAUUUUGUUCGGGAUUUAUCCCGUGGAAGGGAAUGAGGUGAAUUCACGUGACUGUCGCCCUACGAGUCAUGACAUUCUGGGCCCGUAUUACGUGCCGAAUCCGCCCAGACUUUUAAAGUACUGCACGGGGGACCCCGAACUCCACCAGCACGAAAGACUGGUGGUGAGUGGAUAUGUGUACAAGAGCGACUGCAUCACGCCCAUGACUAACACAAGGAUCGACAUAUGGCAGGCAGAUCUCUCGGGUAAUUACACCCUCGGGGCGAAGUGUCGGGGCUACUUGAGAACGGAUUCUCGGGGGUAUUACGAAUUUUCGACUCUAUACCCGGGCAAGUAUCAUUUACUCAGCGAGGCUUUUCGCCCGGCUCAUAUCCACUUCAUGGUGAACGGAAAACGUCAUCAUAAGACGCUCAUAACUCAGUUAUAUUUCGCUGGGGAUUUGAACCUAGGACCCAACGACCCAUGUACUGUGUGUAGCUCGGACAGAGAGGAUCUUGUUGCACACGUGGAAUUCCUCUGUGAAACUCACGACCAUUCAAAUUGUAUCCAACUGGUAAGAUUUGACAUCGUUCUGGAAAGGGGAAGAGGUUUGUCACGAACCUAGAGUGUGUGAAUAUAUCGCCAUUCUUGAACUGACACUCCUAUUAUAAGACAAGUGAAAAGCUAAUUUUUACCAAUAACCCAUUUUGAACUUUGAACUUUACUAAUAAGAAAAGUUGAAGUGAUAAAUUAUAAAGUGAUAAGUGACCUUGAUCGACUGAUGAUAAGUCAAACUACUCACUGCACAAAGAUCGAUAUUCUCGAUGGUUUGAAUUCUCCUGGAUUAACAAAAACGGAGAGAGAAGUAAUCUUUUCUAUCAAUUUGCAUGAUUUUAACCAUGUGACAAAAAGAAAUUUCUCGAAAAUUACAAAUACAGUGUUGAUUGCAUUUUGCUUUUUAUGUUCGUCUCAUACUAUUGUUAAAUUACCUGAAAGUCCAGUUGAGCACAAAAAGUCGCCGGACAUUUUUAAUUAUACUGAUGACAUGUACAUAUCUUAUUAAAAUGAUUUUAUAACUACAGAAGACCUGUCGCAUAUGAAGUUUUCAAUAUCUAUCUUUCUAGAGGUUUAUAUGAAGGACAAAAAUGACAACAAAUUGGAGAGUAUGGCAGUACUUUUUAUCACCUCAUUUAAUAACUGUAUUAAGCCAUAGAAAAGAUACGUUAAAUCGUAAAUGUUGCAUUCAAAGUUAUAUUUCAUUAUCGAUGAUAAAGGCUUGUCAUAUUAUAUCAAGUGAUAUUAAAUGUCAAUGUAACAGGUGUUAAUAAACAGAUAAA
Molecule: messenger RNA, 1342 nt
Organism: Ylistrum balloti
Lineage: Eukaryota; Metazoa; Mollusca; Bivalvia; Pectinida; Pectinidae
Product: protocatechuate 3,4-dioxygenase beta chain-like
Exons: 1
Coding region: 1-630 (209 amino acids)
Molecular function (GO): oxidoreductase activity, acting on single donors with incorporation of molecular oxygen, incorporation of two atoms of oxygen; ferric iron binding
Source: RefSeq, a predicted model, not a curated record